AUAUCGAUAACAUCCAAGAACAGAAUUUGAAUUAAACGAAAAUUUGCGUUUUUUUUCUCUUUAAAAUUUGCAAGCAAAUCAAAAACAUUGUAGAAAUCUGUAUGGAAUUAUUGUUUCGAAUAAAGAAAAAUAUUGUGUACAAUUAAUUGAUAUGGCAUCAAAAUCAGAGUUAUCCAUCAUCAUAUUGGUGUGUGCGCUGAUUUCGUGUUCAGUGGCCCAGACAUUUCAAUAUUCACGUGGCUGGGUGAAUGGAAAACGAUCUGGAACAUCAAGCUCUAAAGCAGCAGACCAUUCUGAUGACAUACCCGAUAUAUGCAAGCAGUUCUACUUAUCCGAAAUAUUAGCGCACGGCAAUCCUCUGUCGGUUCACAUUAUCGCUCAUGAUUACGCAACGAAUCCGCAACAAAUUCACUCAGCUGCAUUCUAUCAACGGCCACAGAUUAAGCAUGAUAAUUCUGAUUUGGUGCCAGCUGCCCCGUACGGUUCCGUUGAGUCGUCAUCAUCACCAAAUGGCCUGGAUUUGAGUGAUCGAUACAAACGGGCAUUGUUUGGUUAAGAAAACAACCGUUUGGAACGGAAUGCGAAAAACACCAUCUAAAAAUUGGAAAUGAUUGUUAUUUGACCGAAGCCAAAAUUGAACAAAAAAAAAACACACAAAUAUUUUAUCAGCGAGUGCAAUUGUGAGUGUGGGUUAAAUGUUCAAGAAUUUAUCUAUUAAAUGUUUGCAAAGACUAAUUAUUUAUUGGUGCAUUUUAAUGUGAAAUACUCGUAUUUUUCUUUAAAUAAUAUUUAACUAAAUAUCAAAGCUAUUGCUAUUUUGAAACGAAUCUCCGAGAUUCUGUGUUUAUUCCAAUAAAAAAAAAAAGAAGAUAGCAACAGUGUGAUGAAA
Messenger RNA from Sitodiplosis mosellana (orange wheat blossom midge), 889 nucleotides. Its product is annotated as pro-corazonin-like. The coding region runs from base 152 to 556 and encodes 134 amino acids. Gene Ontology annotation, biological process: positive regulation of heart contraction. The record is from RefSeq and is a predicted model, not a curated record. NCBI's taxonomy places the organism in Eukaryota, Metazoa, Arthropoda, Insecta, Diptera, Cecidomyiidae. Gene Ontology annotation, molecular function: corazonin receptor binding. The transcript has 4 exons.